GGUUAGAGGGCGGGAAAGCUGUGUAGCGCGAGGGGGUCAGUUUGUGGCGGAAUUGGGCGGGGCUGAGGUGUCCGGGGUUGUCGGGGGCGGGGUGAGGUGUCCGGAGUUGUCGGGGGCGGGGUGAGGUGUCCGGAGUUGUCGGGGGCGUGGCCUGGAUCUCCGCUUCACAAGCAGUGAUGAUGAACCGAGGAGAGCUCCGGGGCUGGCGUGCGGACUUUAUCCGGGAUUCCGGGUCCUGUGGAAGCCGCCGGUGACGAGAGCCAACCCGAUCUGCCUAGGCAGCUCUUGCACUCACUUCUUAGACAGUGAAUACGCUGCGAAGUACAUGCACGUCACUGUGCACCUAGGACCAGGCAGCAGCUCCAUACAUGAAGAUUGUAUGUCCUUUACAGGUUUAAAGUUCAUAUCCAACUUAUCUCAUAUGUGGGAUUUCUGAAAGCUAUAAGAGGGACUUCAAUGUCUCUGGAAAUAUCAGCUGACAAUAAAACAGGGAUACAGGAGGAAAAAGCAACAUGAGCUGGAGUUUCUUGACACGUCUGUUAGAGGAAAUCCAUAACCAUUCAACAUUUGUUGGAAAAAUUUGGCUGACCUUACUUAUAGUGUUCCGCAUUGUUCUGACUGUUGUAGGAGGAGAAUCCAUUUACGACGAUGAACAGUCUAACUUUAAGUGCAACACUGAACAGCCCGGUUGUGAGAAUGUUUGCUAUGAUGCCUUUGCGCCCCUUUCCCAUGUUCGCUUCUGGGUAUUUCAGAUUAUCUUGGUGGCCACUCCACCUCUAUUGUACUUGGGCUAUGCUGUUCACAAAAUUGCAAAGAUGGAGGAUCGCAAAGACAGAAAGACAAGGGUUAGAACCUUAGCUUUACGCUGGAAACAAAAUCGUGUUCUUGAAGAUGUAGAAGAUGACAAUGAAGAGGAUCCCAUGAUGUAUCCAGAGACCGAACCAGAUAGCGAGAGAGGAAAAGUGAGCAACAACAAGAGAAAACAUGAUGGACGAAGACGGAUAAGAGCUGACGGAUUGCUUAAAAUUUAUGUUCUUCAAUUGUUGGUUAGAACCAUUUUCGAGGUUGGAUUCUUGGCUGGCCAAUAUUUCUUGUAUGGAUUUCAAGUAAUAACAAAAUACGAAUGCAACAAGGAACCCUGCCCGCAUAUCGUAGACUGCUUUGUAUCUCGGCCCACUGAGAAGACAAUCUUCUUGUUGAUUAUGUAUGGGGUAAGCGGUCUGUGCCUGCUUCUGAAUGUUUGGGAGAUGCUUCAUCUUGGAUUUGGGACAAUAAGGGAUGCACUUAAUAACCGGGGAAAACAAGUGGAUGAUUCGUCUUCCUACAAUUAUCCUUUCUCAUGGAACACGCCUUCAGCUCCCCCUGGAUAUAAUAUAGCUGUGAAACCAGAACAGAUCCAUUACACAGAACUUACAAAUGCCAAAAUGGCUUAUAAACAGAAUAGGGCCAACAUUGCUCAGGAACAGCAGUAUGCGUAUAGUGAAGACAAUAUUCCUGCUGAACUAGAACACCUCCACCGAGAAGUCCUUUUGGCUCAGGAACGUCUAGAAACUGCCAUCCAAGCUUACAGUAGCCAUAACAAACCACCUUCCACCAAAGAGAAGAGGUCCAAGGAAGGCUCAAGUAAAAGCAGUGUCAGCAGCCGGUCUGGAGAUGGAAAGAAAACUGUGUGGAUAUAAAGCACCAGCAGAAAGUUGUGACAAGAACAGACAGCCGCAGAGCAAUUACUUCCAUUCUUAUAAAUAUUUCUAUUCUGUCGGAGAAAUACAGACAACCAUGCCUUGUACUUGAUAGGAGAAAAAUAGCCCAUGGAUUAUGCAGCCUGUUCUCUUGGCUUGCUAAACUUUGACGGUGACAGACAACGUGUCACACAAUACAUUCCAGUUUCUAUUGUUCAUUAUUAUGUUCUUGUUUAUGCAAUGCAGAAGUUUGUUUUUUUAUAUACCCAUUUUAUGCAAUUUUAUUUUAUACAUGAAAUGUUUGUGGGAUCUUUCUUUCCAGUCAGUAUUUAAGGGCAAGUAAUUUGUCAGAGUUAGUAUGCUGGCAAACCAUUCGAAAAUAAUUUGAAUAGGAGCCAAGCGCAGCUUUGUGUUGUAGUUUUGCACUUGCAAAUAACUUGAUAGAUGACUACUGCCUUUACCCAUUUGCAGCCAGCCUGCAUCUCAGGUCUCCACUGUGGCCCUAGAAGUGCCUUGUAUUAUUCUGCAGAGUGCUCUAUUACUGUAAUGUAUAGUUGUGUUAUUUUUAAUCAACAUAGCUGACCUCACUGGAUAGAUUGUUCAUGAAACGUAUUGCAAAGGACAAUGUAUUCCUUAUCUUCUAGUGUUUAGUUUAUCCUCCCCACUGUGAGAAUGGCGAAAGGCAUUUGUAGAUGAAAACCAGAUCCCUAACUUCCCCUUCCUCCAAAAUGCAUCAGAUAUUUGUUAUGGGAUGAAAUAAUUCCAGUUAACAGCCAAAGACAUGACUGGUAUAUACAGAGAAAGAGCAUGCCUUUGUCUCUACCUUUAUGAGAACAAGUGCCUCCUUUCUUGCCUUUUUAUGUUGUUUCCUAAUGUGUUAAUUUAAUUUUUGAAAAUCGGUUACAGUAUUUCUGUAUGUGAAACGUUCUGAAACAUUUUGCAUAUUUUUCCUCAUGAUGAACAGUAUAUACAAUUUCAUAUAUGUUUUACUUAUUAUUGAAAGAUUUAGGCCUCAGGGAUACAAUCUUCUGGCGGACAACAGUGUCUGUACAAUAUGGGACUAUAGGCAUGCUGUAAGCUUCCGUAAUAAGGCAUCCAAUAAACAUGGCAUACAUUUUUUUCUUUUCUAUAACCUAGGCCUCUAUAUGAAAUGGAAGACAUAUGGACAUACAUUAUGGGCCAAUAGACUGCUUUGGAUGCCAUAUUUUAACUCUAUACACCCUGGAACAUACAGUGCAAGAAUGUGGUUAAUAGAUAUAUAUAACUAAAUUGUAUCUUUGCUGCUCCUGUCAUUCCAGCUUCUAUAAUAACCAAGAAUAUUGCUCCAUCCCAUUAGUAUCAUGUGCAGCUUCACCGUAUCGCCCAGAAUAACUACUACUGACCACAGCCAUCAUGUCUGUUACACGUGUGGACAGCAUGGUUACUAAUACAGAAUAACUUUACAAUUGCAUGUUAUUAACAAAUAUGCUUCUUUCUAUUUAAUUUUCCACUUUGAAGAAAUGACUAGAGAUGAGCGAACUUACAGUAA
Hyla sarda is the source of this 3207-nucleotide messenger RNA. RefSeq names its product gap junction protein gamma 1 (gene GJC1). Gene Ontology annotation, biological process: cell communication. Gene Ontology annotation, cellular component: connexin complex. The record is from RefSeq and is a predicted model, not a curated record. The coding region runs from base 513 to 1679 and encodes 388 amino acids. The transcript is spliced from 4 exons. Lineage: Eukaryota; Metazoa; Chordata; Amphibia; Anura; Hylidae.